GACAACAACAAAGAAUUUUGUAUCUGUAAAUAAUCCAACAGCUGUUCUUUGAUUUUAUUUAUGUUACGAGUUUAGCUUAGUAAAAUGAAUGAAGAAAUCGAUGAAUAUGAUAUUUAUCACCAGGAUUUCACUACAGUGUCAGAGUGGGAAGUGUUUGUAGCAAGACUGGAGGAGGUUAUCAAUGAGUGGCAUUUGUCGAAAUCGAUGCUUAAACGUUUUCCAGAAUACACAAAGAAAUGGAUUACAAAAUCAGAAGAAAUCAAGUUUCGUGGCAUUCAGUUCACAUUAUCGUAUCAUAUGUUGGAACCGGUGAAAAAUACCAACGAUGUAGAGUAUACCGAUGAUCAGUCGCUUCUUUCUGAAUUACAGAAAGGCCUUUGGGAAUCAGCGUCAAAUUUUAUGGAGGACGUUGACGGCAGUCCUUUUCCUGUUUCCAAUUGGUUCGGCUUAAAGAGAUAUUUAAUGUUGUGUUCUAGUAGCCCAUUGGUAGAUGGAAGUAUCAUUAAAAUUGUAAUGAGCUCUGUUAACAUAGCAUUUGGCAAUGUUGAUUGUUCUGUGCCUUUAUUUGUAAAAAUAAGAGAGCACUGGCAAAAUGUAUACCUAGGUGUCUAUGAAGAUAAUGAUUACAAGACAAGUAUUGACACAAUACAUUUGAAGAGAAUUUCAAAUCAUUGUUCUCACCUUAAUGGACUUAUGAGUUUGUUUAAAUCUAAAAUUGCGUCACCUAUAGCUCUAGAUGCUGUUCUUAUAUCUGCAAAACUCUGCUAUGAGUUAAAAGAUUCUGAUACAUUUUCAUGGAAACAAAGAAAUAACUCAAAUGAAUUUCUAUCAAUUGAUGGGUUCGAUGUUAAAAAACUAAUUGAGCUGCCUUUUGGAGCAGAAAAGAAUCCUAUACACAGUGCUUGUUUAAAUGCAAUUUGGCCACAGUUCCGUGAGAGUGCCAUUGUUGAUUCUUCCACGUUUUCUGAUAUUGAUCCAAUAAUGGCUCCAACAUGGACAAUAACAUUAAAAUUAAGAAACAAUAUUCAAUGUCAAUUAUCUGAAAUUAUAGAUAAAAUGAUGUCAUUGUUAGAUGAAAGAAAUUUAUUAAUGGAUAUAUUAGGUUUAAGUAAGAGUUUGGGGCUGGUGAACCCGUUGCAUAAGAUUACAGAAGCACCUAUUACUAUAUCAAAACUAGUAAAAGCUGCUAUUGGUCAGAAUACAAGUGUAACUGAAUUCAAAGGACCAAUAACUGAUGAUUUACUGAUGCCAUUAUUGUACUAUGUUUUUCCUGAUGCAAUUGAGAACAGUAACUUUCCGUAUCCUGACCGGCUAGAUUUGGAAUCUAAGCAAAGUGAAGGCAGUGAGUCAAAGCUGUGUAGUUACAUAAAGACAAGUCCUGAAGAUGGCUUGGUGUGGAGACUCUCGGUGACCGCAAUCAGGUUACUCGAUGCUGGAGGUCUGCCAUACUUGGCACACUUUUGGUACGAGUUUGUGCAAGAACUUCAGUAUCGUUGGGAACAUCGCAUUCUUUUACCAGGCGUAACCGAAGGUCCUCCGAACGCGAGGACUUGUCUCCUGCACCAAAAGUUGCAACUGUUGAACUGCUGCGUGAGGCGGGUGUCGCAGGGCAGCGGAGGCGGCGGAGGCAGUGCAGGCGGCAUGGGAGGCAACUCCUCCGAGGAUGAGUUCUACGACUGUUCGGAGAGCGAAGCGGGAGAGGAGCAACUGCCCUGGGACCGGCCCGUGGGCAGGCUUACCCGCCUCGGCAACGAGACCCUCAAGAACGGGGCGCCGCUAUACGUUCCUCGCACACAGGAUCCAGCGCCGAAGACUGAGGAUCAAUUAGAAGAGGAUGCCGAGCUAAUGGUUCGCCUAGGCGACGACGCCAAAGCUUCGGAACUUCGCGCGAGAAUGAUGAGUGCUUCGCUGCUUUCCGACAUGGAAGCUUUUAAAGCUGCCAACCCCGGCGCGGAGCUCUGUGAUUUCGUCCACUGGUAUUCUCCCCGAGACUGGAAACCGGAUGACGGUGGAUCAUUAGGCGAUCGCAUGCUUCUACCGGGUAAUCCCUGGGUCGAAGCGUGGAAUGUGGCCCGACCCGUCCCAGCUUCACGACAAAGACGCCUGUUUGAUGAAACUCGUGAAGCAGAACAAGUUUUGCAUUUCUUACGCUCUCGUACAAUAGGGGCGGUUGCUGAACUUUUGCUGCCUGCUGUACUUAAAGCGGGAGCGUUAAAAGCAAUGGAAGAAGGAGCUACAGGUAAUGGUUCAAAUGUGGGUGGUGUUGAUAAGAGACGUACUUUUGAAAUAGCCGCUAGAGAGCUGUUUGAAGCAGAAAAGGAGUCGUGUAGAUCGGUAUGCGUUCGUAGAAUACUCGGUAGUAGCGCUGAAGGGAAGCCUUUAGAUGUGGCCGGGAGGACCAGGGUGCUGAAUGCGGUGGGGGGUGUUCUUCCUCCACCGUUUCGUAAGGAGUUUACACUGCGGGUGAAGGACACGGUCGGGCCGCAAAUUCUGAGAGCUGCUCUCUCUACAGACAUGACUCUAGUGGGCGCCUUUACAGAGCGCAUCGUUUGCUUGUAGCCUAUUAUAAUACAUUGGAAAUGUACAAUAAAUAACAGUUGUUGUAAGUUAAAGUCUAGAUAAAAUUUAUUCCUUUA
Papilio machaon (common yellow swallowtail) is the source of this 2636-nucleotide messenger RNA. It is a transcript of the gene Rab3GAP1, whose product is annotated as rab3 GTPase-activating protein catalytic subunit. Gene Ontology annotation, biological process: positive regulation of GTPase activity. The record is from RefSeq and is a predicted model, not a curated record. The coding region runs from base 85 to 2559 and encodes 824 amino acids. Lineage: Eukaryota; Metazoa; Arthropoda; Insecta; Lepidoptera; Papilionidae. Gene Ontology annotation, molecular function: GTPase activator activity. The transcript is spliced from 4 exons.